This is a messenger RNA of Pistacia vera, 1348 nucleotides long. RefSeq names its product auxin-responsive protein IAA27. Gene Ontology annotation, molecular function: protein binding. The record is from RefSeq and is a predicted model, not a curated record. Lineage: Eukaryota; Viridiplantae; Streptophyta; Magnoliopsida; Sapindales; Anacardiaceae. Gene Ontology annotation, biological process: regulation of DNA-templated transcription. The transcript is spliced from 5 exons. Gene Ontology annotation, cellular component: nucleus. The coding region runs from base 309 to 1133 and encodes 274 amino acids.
AAUUGUUAAAAGGCCUUUCAUUUCGUUUUCUCAGUUUGAGACUUAUCAAUUACUUACAGUUGUGAGAAAAAUAUAUAGAAAGAAAAUAUUGAGUAUCCAAAAGACUAAAGAAGCUUCUCUGCUUUGCUAGCUUCUCUGCUUUGCUUCAUCAUUAAUAAUCAUAAACUGAACGUUGAUAUAUCUUGUUUUUUUCAGAAAACAAUUAAAAGUUGAAGAGACUUGUUUGAUGUUUGUUUGAGUAGUGUUGAAGUAUGUCAGUGUAGCAUGAUUACAUAGGAUUAUCAGCAGAGUCAGAGGUUCCGAAUUCAAUGGAAAACUCAGGAUUAAACCUGAAAGCAACGGAGUUGAGACUGGGGUUACCGGGGUCAGAGUCACCUGAAAGAGAGAGUAGUGAGAACAACACUGUGGUUGUUUCAGUGAAGAGCUUUGUUGGUUCAGGAGCUAAAAGGGGUUUCUCUGAUGCCAUUGAUGCCAAGUGGGUUUUCUCUGGAUCUGACCCUGCCUUGUAUUCUCCAAGAACUGCUGCCAGUAAUGGUUCCAAGCUUCUCACCGCUCCCAAUUCGCCUUUGGCUACUCCGGUCGUGAAAGAGGCUGCUGCUCAGUCACCAAAGCCGGUAGUGCUGCAGGACAAGAAGCGUCAUGGGAUUGCUUCUUCUUCAAAGGCACAAGUUGUGGGAUGGCCACCAAUUCGCUCUUUCAGGAAGAACACAAUGUCUUCCCAUUCUUCAAAAAAUGAAGAAGAUUCUGAAGCCAAGCUUGGAUUGGGAUGCUUGUAUGUUAAAGUCAGUAUGGACGGUGCUCCCUACCUGCGGAAAGUUGACCUCAAAAUCUAUGGCAGCUAUAUGGAACUGUCGUCAGCUCUAGAGAAGAUGUUCAGCUGCUUUACAAUCGGUCAGUGUGGCUCUCAUAAUAUUCCCAGCCGAGAUGGAUUGAGUGAGAGUAGAUUAAUGGAUCUUCUCCACGGUUCUGAAUAUGUGCUCACCUAUGAAGAUAAGGAUGGUGACUGGAUGUUAGUUGGUGAUGUUCCCUGGGAAAUGUUCACCAACUCUUGCAAGAGGCUUAGGAUAAUGAAGAGUUCAGAAGCUAUUGGUUUAGCUCCAAGGGCAAUGGAGAAGUGCAAAAACCGUAACUAGUUUGGUGCUGUUGCUGUUGCUACAGAUUGAUCUCAUAAUGUCCAUGGAAAAAAGACGACCGCAGUUGCUACCAUCUGACUGUUGAAAGUGCUUAAUGGGUCUCAACAACUGAGUCCUCUAUUUGCUUUUAUGUUUGCUCCUAAAAUUGAAGACUUGGUGUACUAAUGAAAUAAUUAUACAACCGUAGCCAAGAAAUAAUGUUGUUGGAGGAUUUA